CGGAGAUUGGAGAGUGGGAUCGGGAAUGGAAGACGAAGGCCGCGGAUUCGGGCAUCCUUUCCUCUGCGGGCGAAGGAUGCGCGAAGACGGUCGAGAGAUAGGCCGCAUGCCCUGGGAGACGAGGAAAGCCCGCCGAGCGCCGCGAUCGACGACCUCAACGUCACCGAUCACGAGUACUGCUUACGUGUCGCACGGAAUGCGAGUGGUGAUGCGGAUUUCUGGCACGAGUUCCUCGAGUGCAUGUUGGGUCCCAAGACCCUCCCGUUGCACAGCCUCCUCCCCAUCACGGUCAUCUACGUCAUCCUCUUCCUCACGGGGAUCGUGGGGAACGUGUGCACGUGCAUCGUGAUCGCCAGGCGGAGCUACAUGCACACCGCCACCAACUUCUACCUCUUCAACCUAGCCGUGGCCGACAUGCUCUGCCUACUCAUCGCGAUGCCGAUGGAGCUGUUCACCUUGUGGCAACAAUACCCUUGGAUCUUCGGCGAACGGAUGUGCCGCGUCCGAGGAGUCGUGACGGAGACUCCCGGCUACGCCUCCAUCCUCACCAUCGUCGCCUUCACCAUCGAACGGUUCCUCGCCAUCUGCCAUCCGAUGAACAUGAACAGCCACGUCAAGCAUAAACUCGCCCGCGCCGCCAAGGUCAUCUUCUCCAUCUGGGUCGUCAGUUUUCUCUCUGCGAUCCCUUGGGGAAUCCUUUUCACCGUGAAUCAUCUGGAGAAUGAAGACGGGGAGCCGAUCCAGGAAAGCGCCCUCUGUAACAUGGACACGAAGGAACCCAAUAAUUCCUGGAUGCUCCUAUUUCUCUGCACGACCAUCUUCUUCUUCGUCAUCCCGAUGAGCUUGAUCCUCAUCCUCUACGGGAGGAUCGGGAUCGUAUUGCACCGGGCCUCCAAGCUCCGCCGCUGCACCAGUGCACCCAACGAUCGCGGCCAGUGCGAGUCUCAACGGGCUCACAUCCAGAGCCGACGGGCCGUCCUCCGGAUGCUCGUUGCCGUGGUGAUAGCGUUCUUCGUGUGCUGGGCUCCCUUCCAUGCUCAACGUCUCAUGUUCUGCUACGUGACCCUCUUCCAUCGCUGGACGGACACCCUUCUCAAGGUCAACGAAUACCUCUUCUCCAUCGCAGGCGUGCUGUAUUACGUGAACGCAACCAUCAACCCAAUCCUGUACAACGUGAUGUCGCACCGAUUCCGAGUGGCGUUCCGGGUGACCCUGUGCCAGCGUUCUGCUUCCUCCCUGAUUCCCUGUUGUGCGAGGGGGAACGGGGAUAAUAGUCAGGGUUCCAUAGAAGAACCCGGCUCGAAUGUCCCGCCUUGGCCGGCCCUCCCCUUGCCUCAAGGAAGCACAUCGCGAUCAUCGGCCGAGAAUCAGAGGCGGGUCGCAGAUGGGGGACUCUCUUGCUUUCGUCGCCGUUCCAAGGCUACAAAGCCCAAGGCUCGGUACGUGUUCGGGCGAGCCAGCAAUAAUCCUGCUGGCGUCACCAUGAGACUCACCACCAUGCAGACAGUGACGAAACAGCGCAAUACCUCUGCUCCUCGGAUCGUCCAGGAUCCCCGUGCUCCUCGACUAGUUCAGGAUCCUCUUGCUCUUCGACUCGUUCGGGGUCCCUCUUCUCUUCGUCGGAUGGAGGAUGAAGGAAAAUGGAAUCUGAAUGGAAUUCGAAGUCGCGAUGCUUUACACGUCACGGAUGCACCCAUUCCUGCCCUCACCUACUAU
Darwinula stevensoni is the source of this 1716-nucleotide messenger RNA. Lineage: Eukaryota; Metazoa; Arthropoda; Ostracoda; Podocopida; Darwinulidae. The record is from the annotation of a GenBank genome assembly.